AUGUAUAAUUCUUUAUCAGUUACAACCGUAUUUCCCAAAUUAUUCACUACAUUUUUAUAUUUAUGGUCAUUCUUUACAGCGAUAUAUCAAAUUAAAUGGAUUAAUUAUACUUUUAUGAUUACUAUGUUAUGGUCACUAUAUCUCAUUGGAUACUACGCAUAUGUUCAAGCAUUUAUGGUUGGGCCAGGAUCACCAUCUGAUUUCCCGGAGUUGCGUGUGAAUUCCAUUGAAGCUGCUGAGGCAGGAACAGAAUUUCCACCAGAAUAUUUAUCUCAAAAAUCGAUCACUUUAAAACAUGAUGGUAGGGCAAGAGUUUGCAGAACAUGUCUUGUGUGGAAACCAGAUAGAUGCCACCAUUGUUCUUCAUGUGAUCGUUGUAUAUUAAAGAUGGAUCAUCAUUGUCCAUGGUUUGCAGAAUGUAUUGGUUUUAAGAAUCAUAAAUAUUUUAUUAAUUUUCUGAUUUAUAAUUCGCUAUAUGCUACAUUUGUAUGUCUCAUAUCUUCAAAAGAACUCUGGAAUUGGUUUUCACAAGAGAAAUAUGUUACAGAAUUAAUUAAUAUUCAUUUACUACUGCUGUUCAUUGUGUCUUUGAUUACCAGUGUUUCGAUGACAUUAUUCACUGCUUAUUCAAUUUAUCAAGUUUUAAUAAAUAGAACAACUAUUGAGUUAUAUGCCUACAGACGGUACAAGGAGGAAUUAGAGAUAUUGCAAGAUACUACCACAACUUAUAAUUCUCAAUCAAAUAGACCUCUACCAACAGAUAAUGUUUUUGAUUUGGGUUCAUAUAAAUUAAAUUGGUGCGAAACUAUGGGCACUACCUGGAAAGAAUGGUUAUUACCAGUUCAAACAAAUAAAUAUAUCAAAAGUAGGCAUACGUCAGAUGAAAAAGGUCUGUAUUUCAACAUCAAUCGUAAAGUUGCAAGCCAAUUGCAAGAGUCUGCGAUCCUACAGGAUAGAUUGUUAAGGAGAGUUACUCCAAGAUCAUCUAGAGACUAUUCUCAGUUGAGCCAAAGAGAAGAUCUAGUACGUACAACUUAG
Henningerozyma blattae CBS 6284 is the source of this 1038-nucleotide messenger RNA. It is a transcript of the gene PFA3, whose product is annotated as palmitoyltransferase PFA3. Gene Ontology annotation, cellular component: endoplasmic reticulum; Golgi apparatus. Gene Ontology annotation, molecular function: protein-cysteine S-palmitoyltransferase activity. NCBI's taxonomy places the organism in Eukaryota, Fungi, Ascomycota, Saccharomycetes, Saccharomycetales, Saccharomycetaceae. Gene Ontology annotation, biological process: peptidyl-L-cysteine S-palmitoylation; protein targeting to membrane. Bases 1 to 1038 code for a protein of 345 amino acids. The transcript has a single exon. The record is from RefSeq and is a predicted model, not a curated record.